This is a messenger RNA of Eremomyces bilateralis CBS 781.70, 492 nucleotides long. RefSeq names its product putative methionine-R-sulfoxide reductase SelR. The coding region runs from base 1 to 492 and encodes 163 amino acids. Gene Ontology annotation, molecular function: peptide-methionine (R)-S-oxide reductase activity. The record is from RefSeq and is a predicted model, not a curated record. The transcript has 2 exons. Gene Ontology annotation, biological process: protein repair; response to oxidative stress. Lineage: Eukaryota; Fungi; Ascomycota; Dothideomycetes; Eremomycetales; Eremomycetaceae.
AUGUCCGGGAUUCCAUUCAUUGGAUCAUUCUUUAGCACCAGCCGCAAAGCAUCUUCCAACAUGUCAUACCCAGUCCAGAAGUCUGACGACGACUGGCGGGCAGUCCUGUCACCUGCCCAGUUCAAAGUCAUCCGCGAAAAAGGCACCGAAGCGCCGUUUACGGGAGAAUACGACCAACACCAGCCCACCACCGGCGUGUACAACUGCGCCGCGUGCGACGCGCCGAUCUACAAGGCGAACCACAAAUUCAAGUCCGGGUGCGGAUGGCCCGCGUUUUUUGACGCCGUGCCGAACGCCGUAGUGCGCCAUGAGGAUACUACGCUCGGCAUGACGCGGACAGAGAUCGUGUGCGCCAACUGCGGCGGGCACCUGGGACAUAUCUUCAAGGGGGAAGGGUAUGAUACGCCGACCGAUGAGCGGCACUGUGUGAAUAGUGUUAGUAUCAAGUUUCACGAGAACGAGAAGAGCGAGGCGAAGGAGUCGAAGGCAUGA